GUUCGACCACAUUUGGAUUCCCCACACUUUAUCUCACUGUCUCUCUCAGUUUCAAGUUUCAAGUUUCAAGUUUCAAGUUUCAAGUUUCAAACUUGAAAAACUAGAGCUCAAGUUUUGGGGUUGACAAUGGCAGCUCUGCGAACUGCUGGCGCUUUCCAUGGAACUUUGCUUCCUUCCUCUCCGAAUAAGCUGUAUGUUCCUAAUUCAGCGGCCAUGGCUAGUUCUUCAAGAGACCUUCCACUCACAAUCAAAGGAUUCUCAAAGGAAACAGUUGCCUGUGAAAAUGGAAUUGCAGGUACUUUUAGGAGGCAGGUACUGGUUGGAAUAGGAGCAUUGGCGACUGUUCUUCUCCCAGUAAGCUAUGCUUUCUCUGAAGAGGUACCAAAGGAUUAUCAAGCUUAUGUUGAUUUUUCAGAUGGAUAUUCAUUCUUUUAUCCUUCAGAUUGGAGGGACUUUGAGUUUCUAGGGCAUGAUUCAGCAUUCAAAGAUCGCAUCUUGCCCUUGCAAAAUGUGAGAGUCAGUUUUAAGCCAACUGAUAAAAGUGAUAUCCAUGAUCUAGGUCCAAUGAAGGAGGUGGUUAUGAAUUUGGUCAAUAAUGUACUUGCUGCACCAAAUCAAAGAGCAAGAAUAUUUGAUAUUCAGGAGCGCUCUAUUGAUGGAAAGAAUUACUAUACCUUCGAGUAUGAACUUGCAUCUGCAAACUUUUCUCGCACUGCCUUUGCAACUAUAGCCAUUGCAAAUGGCAAGUACUACACACUGAUUGUUGGUGCCAAUGAAAGACGAUGGAGCAGAGUUAGAAACAAACUCAAAGUUGUUGCUGACUCUUUCAAGGUCUUUGAUGCCUGAAAUUGGGGUGACAAUAAAUCAGAAUGCCAAGCAGCAGUUGGCUCAAAGUUCCAAAAGUGACACUCAUCUAUUGUCAAUUUCCUAGGGCAAAACAGGCACUUUAUCUAAUUGGUUGUUUGGUCUGAAUUUUUUGUUUCAUUUUAUACUUCUUUGGUUCAUUCCUUCGAGGACAGAGCAUUCUAAGAUACAGAAUGUCCCUUGGUUGUAUUCCCAACUGUCAAUAUUUGUCACCAGUGUAAGCAACAUACCGUGAAAUUGAAAAAAUGAAAAAGAUUGUCUACUGCAAA
Messenger RNA from Amborella trichopoda, 1133 nucleotides. The record is from RefSeq and is a predicted model, not a curated record. NCBI's taxonomy places the organism in Eukaryota, Viridiplantae, Streptophyta, Magnoliopsida, Amborellales, Amborellaceae.